Messenger RNA from Pseudogymnoascus destructans, 1608 nucleotides. RefSeq lists its product as uncharacterized. Lineage: Eukaryota; Fungi; Ascomycota; Leotiomycetes; Thelebolales; Thelebolaceae. The transcript has a single exon. The record is from RefSeq and is a predicted model, not a curated record. Gene Ontology annotation, molecular function: hydrolase activity. The coding region runs from base 1 to 1443 and encodes 480 amino acids.
AUGGAUUGGUCGCAACCGCUUCCCAUCAUCAAGGCCCUGGCGCCCAAGGUCCCAAUGAUAGGCAAGACGGCCCUGAUGCACUCUCUCGGCCUGUCUGAGACGUCGAAAUACUGGGACCUCCGCACCGCAGUCACCAUCAACGUCAUCCGCUCCUUCGUCUUCACCCCCGAGCCCACCUCCGUCGGAAAAUCCCAGCACCUCUCCCUCCGCGACCCCGGCGUAAAAGGCAAGGUCUGGAUCGCCAAUGUCUCCCUCCCCUUCACCCCCGACGACGACGACGUCCGCCAAGCCAUCUUCGGCGCCAUCGACCACCUCGCCGGCGCCCCCCAGGGCGACCUCUACAGCGCCCCCGAACUGGCCGAGAUAACCGCAGAAUGGACAGGGUACCGCGCCGGUGCGACCUCCUCCACUCCUCCCCUCGACGCUUCAGACGCCGACAAGUACGCCGCCAUGAUGAAAGAAGUCGUCUCCCCAACCACAAUCCUCUACCUCCACGGCGGCGCAUACUAUCUUAUGGACCCCGCCACGCACCGCCCCACCACCGCCCGCCUCGCCAAACACACAACCGGCCGCGUCCUCUCCAUUCGCUACCGUCUUGCGCCCCAACACCCUUUUCCCGCGCCCCUAAUCGACGCCCUAGUCGCCUACCUCACCCUCCUCUACCCACCCCCCGGCGCCCUCCACACCGCCGUCGCGCCAGAGCACAUCGUCCUCUCUGGCGACUCCGCGGGCGGAAACCUCGCCACCUCGCUCCUCAUCCUGCUACUCACCUUGCAGCGCCAGUCGCGCACUGUGCUCUGGGGGGGUCUCCCUCGCACUGUUCCGCUGCCGGCGGGGACGGCGCUGGUGAGUCCGUGGAUGGAUAUCACGGGGUCGUCGCCCAGUUGUGCAGAUUACGCGCAUUUUGACUAUCUCCCUGGUCGCACCGCGUACGAGAAUGGGAUGGAAUACGCACCGGAUGCGAUGUGGCCCGUUACACCCGCACGGACGGCGCUUCAUGUUGAUGAUGCGCUGCUGUUGCAUCCGCUUGUGUCGCCGUUGGCUGCGAAGGGGGAGCUGUGGACGGGGGCGCCGCCGGUGUGGAUGGUGACGGGGUGGGAGUUGUUGAGUGAUGAGGAUAGGGCGGUGGCGGGUCGGAUGGCGGGGGCGGGGGUGAGGGUGAGGUAUUUGGAGUUUGAGGCUAUGCCGCAUUGUUUUGCGAUGGUGGUGGAGGGGAGUGCGGGGGCGAGGAAGUGUAUUAGGGAGUGGGCGUGGUGGAUGAAGAUGGUAGUUGAGGCGCCGGGGAGUGUGGGGGUGGGGGGGACGGUGGUGGGGUUUAAGAAUUUGGAGGAGAGGGGGGUGGAUGUUAAGGGGUUGGAUGAGGGGUGGGAGGUUACGAUGGGGAGGAUGAAGGAGAGGGUUAAGAAGAAUGAGGAGAGGAAGGGGGCGAUGGCGAAAUUGUAGGUUAGUGGUGGGCUUUGAUACAUAGAUUCGUUUUCAUGACAUAGUGACGGAUAUACCACUUGCAGGGCAAAGGGAUGAUAGAUAAAAUGGAGAGGAAAUGUAACAUCAUAUCUAAGACCCGUACAUAUUGGAUAUCCGUACUGAGCACCUCUCUCACAAAAUACA